AUUGGAAGAACACUCAGACUGACCGCAAACAACAAGUGUAGCCCGUAUUAUUUUCGUACGGAGUAUCAUGCUGCCUGGAUUCAGCUCUUCCCUCCUUGAGUUCGCGUCUAUCUAGCUGUUCGAAUUUUGAGCGGUUAUUGCUCAUCCUAUGCCUCGUCCGUACGAAAUGGAACCGUCCUUCGUCUCCAGGGCUCGUACUGCCAUCCAUUCCGCUGCAUCUAAAGCGGAGAAAGUCUUUACGGAUAUUAAAAAAUCUGAUCCCGCCAUUGAUGGAGUUGAAGCUGAAAAUCUGGAUGUUCCAGUCGGAGGAGAUUCUGAUAAGCAGUCGCCGGAGACAUCAGCUCCUGAAUUGAUUGAUAAUUGGGACGAAGGAAAGGGUAAUAAUGAAGGGAAGAGUUUGAGGUGGAGACCAACCCAAAUAAAGACGAAGCAGGAUUGGCAAGAUAGGCUAAAGAACUUAAGAAUAGGAAAAAGAGGAUCACAGGAUAAGAAGAAUUCUACUAUGGCAUAUGCAAUUUUUGAUGAAAAUUUAUACUUGUUGAGGUAUAAAGAAAUUCAGGAGCAGGAGGAUGCCAAAUCAGUUUCCUUGUUCGAAGAUUCAAACCUUUUGGAUACAGGGUGCAUCCCUCCAUCUACUGUCGUGAAACAACUAGCUAUAGCUAUUGAGUCUGGAAAGAAGUACAACUCAAUGAAAGACCUCCUGGCUUCGUCAAGAGGUUCUUCACCUAUAAGAGAGAAAGCUAGCUUGAGCUUCUCUGCAAUGAAGUCACUAGUGCUACGUGAAAAAGAUGAAAUAAGUGAGCUGGGGACUGACAAUAAAGAUAGCUGUCUAAUCACUUCACUGCUAGAUGCAGAAGGACAUUCCCCUGAUUGGAGGGUGGACAGUGGUUCAGAGGCAUCAACAAACUCCACAUCUAUACCUAAAGACAUUCACGGUGCUCCUCCUGACUGUUUUGUAAUUAAACUUGCUAAAGUGAUUGGGAAUCUGAAAUCAUUGCAGAAAAUGGCAUCAUUUUGGAACAAAAUUGUUGCCGAACUGAGAAGGGUUUGGUCUGAGGAGCAGUAUAUCCCUGGCAUUCCAUCUAAUGAGAUUCCUGACCUAAAUUCCUGCCUUUUGUAUCAGCAGCUACAGGUGAUUAACUGUUGUGUUUCCAGGAAAAGGCGCAUUUUUCUUGCCACAGAACAAUUGGAUUCUAUUAUGAGUCUAGCUAAUUCAAAUACCAAUAUCCCUGAUUUGGAGGACACAUCUCCUGGAAGUCGUGUAUUGUAUGCUAAAAUUGCUACAGGGGAACACAUUAUUCGCUUAGGAGCUAACAAACUAUCUGAUUUAAGAAUGUUGGAAACGGGUGAACCUAUAUAUACACCUCUGAUACAGGAAGCACCUUUGUUGACAGAGGAUCUUAUAAAAGAAACGGAAGAGUUUGUACUACGAACGGGGAGUGUUGGUGCGGGGUGCUCUCAACUCCUAUCUGAUAUGCAGGCUUUCAAGGCAGCAAACCCUGGUUGUAUAUUAGAAGAUUUUGUGAGAUGGCAUUCUCCUCCUGACUGGAUGGAGGGGGACAAUAGUGAAUCUAACGAAACAUUUGAAAGCAGUGAUUCAUCCCUGAGAGGCCAACUGAGUAAUCGGAUGCAGAAAGAAGGUAAUCUAUGGCGUGAAUUGUGGGAAACCUCAAAACCAGUACCAGCUGUCAGACAAACACCCCUCUAUGAUGAGGACUUGGCUGUGGAGGGUAUCCUGGAUGCCUUGGAAGAUAUCUCACCAUCUGUGCUUUUUGAACAACUGUUUAUAUCCCUUCUGGGUGUAGGGUUUGUGAUUGCCGAGUCAACCCUUUCAUCAAAUCCCAGCUUGUCAGGGUUGUUUCGUGAGUGCAAAGAUUACAUUGUUGCAACUUGUCAAAAUAGCACGUGGGUGAAGAAAAUUGAUGAUAUAUGUCAGGUGUAUGAAACAGUGGAGACAAUGGUACAUAGCCCGGAUGAAGUCGUGAAAAUGACAGUACAGUGCGGAGAGAACACCCCUCCUGUUAAUGAGCUGAAAAGUCGCUUCAAGAGACUAAGCUCCAUCUUUGGUAGUAAUAAGGAUAAGAAGAGUGCAGGGAAACCAUCCCCAACAAACCAGGAGGAGAACCUUAUAAAGCAAUCACUCUCAUCUAUUUUCUCAAAGAAGCCACCAAAACCAGGCAACCUUAGUCCAAUUGAUACACUUUCCUCUUCUGUUGAGAAUGAUUGGACUAUUGUAUAAAAUGUCUCACCCAAAGGUACAACUGUACAUUAGUUUUUUGAGUAAACUAUAUGUAUACGAACCUGUGGACAAAAGACAACACAGCAUAUUCUAAGUAUAUGAUUGGUAUAUAUAUUUAUACUUUUUUUAGAAUUAAAGGCACACAACUUCAAGGACAAUGUAGGUUGUCUGAGUUUGCCCAAGUUCCAUGCAAUCGUGUUUUUUUCUUCCCCCCCUUGGCGCUUUAUAGUUUAGCAGAACUAGCGGUAUCUGGGAAACAAACUAAGAAAAUAUAUAGGCGGCAUAAUUAAGGGAACUAUGAUACACGGCUAGGGGUGGACAUAUGUUUUGGGCCAGUAGGUUCUGACCACUUAAGGUAGUAACCAACUAACCACAACUGGAACUGUACAACUUGUUUCUUUUUGCAUCCAAUUAAACCGACAGUUCCAGACUUUGAGAUCUAGAUAUGGUUCAGUCUCCCUAAUUUCGAGACAUUUAUUAAAAAGAAUGGGAAAGAGCUGGUCUGAUCCUCUUCUGUAAACAUCGGAAUCAGACCUGAAUCAAACGGCAAGAAUGGAAAAUAUGCAGUUUCCGGUAGCAGUUCUGCUUAUGGACUUGAUUCAGUGUUCGGUAAAAACUAGAUUGAUCCGGUGGAAGUGUGGAACUGAAGCUGUGUCCAUUCCUGUAUGGGGUGCAGGCAAGCCUGUCAAUUACUCUUCUUCAGAGAGAGGUGGGGGAGUGGAAUUUUGAGACCAUGCCAUGGCUUCUUCUGCUGUUGGUUCUUGUUCCCGAGGUAGGUGGUGGGUUUACGCAGAACGCAAACGUCACCCUUGCAGACAUAUUGACUGCUUGUCACCGGUGACUCCGAAAAGCAGCCACAUAUUUGGAACAAAGCCAUUGCUAGGAAGAUGGAGGAGAUGGAUGUAGAUGAUUUAUUUAAGAGAAAGUUUCAUUUGCAAUCUUCUUUGCAUACGCCUCUUUUAUUUAUAAUCAAUCAAUUGAAAGGAUUGCACUUGUUCUGUCC
Cuscuta epithymum is the source of this 3242-nucleotide messenger RNA. The record is from the annotation of a GenBank genome assembly. Lineage: Eukaryota; Viridiplantae; Streptophyta; Magnoliopsida; Solanales; Convolvulaceae.